Molecule: messenger RNA, 3850 nt
Organism: Magallana angulata
Lineage: Eukaryota; Metazoa; Mollusca; Bivalvia; Ostreida; Ostreidae
Product: integrin beta-3-like
Exons: 23
Coding region: 113-2506 (797 amino acids)
Biological process (GO): cell adhesion mediated by integrin; cell migration; cell-matrix adhesion
Cellular component (GO): focal adhesion; integrin complex; cell surface
Molecular function (GO): integrin binding
Source: RefSeq, a predicted model, not a curated record
GGGCCCCUUUCCGCAGACUCAGCAUUUGUAAGACGGAUGUGGAUUGUAAUGGAGUGUUUGUACGUGUGUGCUGUGUUAUAAGUAAAUUAUUCACUGGUGUAGUAUAUUCAAGAUGGAUGUAUCGAUAUGGCGAUGUUUACUACUUUUAGGUUUUGCGAUUUAUUGUGUACAGUGCAAGUGUCCAAGUGCGAGCAAGAGAUGUGGGGACUGCUUGAUCACCAAGGACUGUGCCUGGUGCAAGGAUCGGAAUUUCACGGAGACCCGGUGUAACACUGUGGCUAAUCUAACGACCAAUAACUGUGCCAACAUUGUCAGGAGAAAGCAACAUAGUAUACAAUAUAUUAAGAACAGUAAUUUUUCUGAUGGCGGACCAGGGCAAGACUCUGUACAAAUCAAACCACAACAUGUCUCAAUCAAGCUUGUUCCAAACGUGGUGCUUACGGAUUUCCAGGUUUCCUAUAAAAUUGCCAGGAAUUUCCCCUUGGAUUUGUACUUUUUGAAUGACCCUUCUUUCACAAUGUUACCUCUGCAGGCUUCUUUGAAAUCGCUGGCCAAAUCUAUUGCCAAUGAAAUACAGAAUUUGACGACUGAUUUUCAGUUUGGUCUGGGAACUGCCAUGGAUAAGGUUAUUCUCCCAUUCACUCGAACAUCUCCAAAAUAUUUAAACGAUCCAUGCUUCGGAACCAUAGUCACGUGCGAAAAAGCCUACUCCUAUCGCCAUCGUUUGAAACUGACGCCAAGGAUAGAAGAUUUUGAGGCGGCUGUCGAUGACAUAAGGACUACGGCUAAUUUCGAUAAACCUGAGGGGUUAUUUGACGGUCUGUUACAGACUAUGGUGUGCGGGACCAAGAUUGGAUGGAGGGAAAAAGCCAGACGUAUGUUGCUGUACGCCUCCGAUAUUAACUUCCACCAAGCUGGAGACGGCAGGCUGGCAGGAAUUCUAGAACCAAAUGACGGAACAUGUCACCUUAAUGGUGAUGGGUAUUAUACCAAGGCUGAGGUCCAGGACUACCCUUCGAUUGGUCAAAUAAUUCAAAAGGCCAAAGAAAACAACAUUAACAUUAUUUUUGUAAUUGGUGGAAAUUCCUCGGAGUUGAACAAUCAACAGGUCCGGAAUCUGUUUUAUGACAAGUUGGCUACGUUACUGCCUGGGGGGACACCUCGAGCUUCAGAACUGUCAACAGACGCACGCAACAUCUUGGAUAUCGUCAGCGCAAACUAUAGGCGUCUAAGAGAGACUGUUAAAUUAGUUGUGAAUGAAGACAGCGAGGAAAUACAGGUGGUAAUGUACACAAACUGCCAGACCGGUGGUCGACUUAAAGACCAGACUAAUGUAUGUUCAGGACUAACCACGGAAAAAUCGGCUACUUUUUACCCUUACAUUAUGUCUACCUUUAACACUUGUCCGGAGAAAAGAAAUGUGACGUUCACCAUUUUCCCCGAAGGCCUGGAGGAACGUGUUCAGGUGGACAUAGAACACGUGUGUGACUGUGACUGCCAGCUCCAACCAGAGGCUGAACCAGACAGUGAGAAAUGUAGUUAUAACGGGACUUACGAGUGCGGUAUCUGUAACUGUAAUCCUGGUUGGAUAGGUGACCAGUGCGAGUGUGACGACAGGGGCACAGCCGAGGAGGCCUGUGGCACGUCCAAUGGCAUUUGCAACAACGCAGGGAACUGCACCUGCCGAAAGUGUGAAUGUUUUGAAGGAUACAGUGGUGACAAGUGUGAAUGUAAUGAUAAAAAUUGCAGGAGCUACGAACGGAUGCUUUGUGGAGGACCAGAUCGUGGUCGGUGUGACUGCGGUAAGUGUGUGUGUAACGCCAACUACACGGGAGAGGCCUGUGAAUGUGCUGUGUCCACAGCUGACUGUCAAAAGGACAACGGGACGAUCUGCUCUGGUAAUGGGGAAUGUGUGUGUAAUCGAUGCCAGUGUAAAACUGGUUUCCGGGGAAAAAUUUGUGACCAAUGCACAAGUUGUCCAGGCACCUGUAAAAAUAACAAGGACUGUGCCGAGUGUGUAGCAUUUGGUACUGGACUGUAUAAUUCCACCGUCUGUGAGAAGAUGUGCACCAAUGUCAAAACUGCCCCUUUAUUGGAACCUGCAACCCCCGAGGGACAAGUUGUCAAUAUAACUAUCAAGUCCUGCAUCACAGAAGACGACCAGAAGUGCAUCAUCAAUUUUAAUGUUUAUGAUAGUGACAGUGGCAAGGAGGUGAUCGUUAAGGACACAAGACGGUGUCCUCCUGGUUCACCGGAUCCGAUAAAAAUAGGACUAAGUAUUUCCGGAGCGAUUUUCCUGAUAGGACUCUUGUUGUUAUUGAUCUGGAAAUUGCUGACUAUGUUGUACGAUAGCAUGGAGUAUUCCAGAUUCGAGUCCGAAAUCCAAAAUCCUGCAUGGGAGAGAUCGGAGAAUCCCAUUUACAAGGAAUGUGUUACAACCGUGCAAAAUCCAAUGCACGAAACGCAAUUCAAAAACGAUAGUUCAGAUGAAAAACUGAUGCAAUGAUUGAAGAAAAUACAGACACGUCUUUAAUAUAUAUAUAUAUAUAUAUAUAUAUAUAUAUAUAUAUAUAUAUAUAUAUAUAUAUAUAUAUAUAUAUACAAUUGCACGAUCUUAUCUAUCACCUUGCAUCGAUAUUGAAACAAUCGUGCAGUUCAAGUUAUGAAGAAGUGACUAUAAUGUAUCCAUUCGCACUAAGAUGUUUAUGCGUAUUUUAACCGAUUAUAAAAGAAUGAUUUUAACCCCAAAACAAUAAUACCGUGUUAUUCAACGCAUGUGGAACAAACGAAACUUAAAAAAAGAAAAAAGGGUAGAAAAAUGAAGUUUGGUGAUAUUAAUCUAGCAGAAUACUCAAAAAACAUAUGGCGCCUAAAGGGACCAAUUUGGCUUCAGUGAUAUAUGUUUGUGAUGAAAGAGAAAAAAUCAUUACAUUCUUUUUAUGAGAACGCAAGUUGCAAUGUCAUCUGUUCGUAUAAAAGUGUGUGUUUGUUUGCUUAAAGUUUUAUUGCCAUUAAACAGUUUUAUCCAAGGGAUGAAGAUAUAUAUUGGUGCUGAUUAUAUUCGUUACGGAAGAACCAAACCGUGAAUUUUACCAUUUAUAUAUUAAAACUUAGCUUGUAUUAAAUCGAUGUGAACCUUUUUUUUCGUUUUUAUGUUCCUCUUCGGCCAAGCAGUGCAAUAGAAGUGUUCAAUUGUUUUUUUUCUUUUCUUUAUAAUUUGAUGUCUUCCGCUGUUUAUUUUUAAAUGAUUGUUUUUUUCUGAUUUCGACUUUUGUUCAACGAAAUAAAUAAAUUCUGAAUAUAUAGAAAAGAAUAAAGUUUUUUUUAUUUUGUUUGAUUAUACCUUACUGUCUUCAUUUUGAAGAAUGUGGAUUAGUUGACUGUGGUUUUUUUUUAUUAUAUAUAUUGCGUGCGUAUGUAAGUUGCAUAUUUCAUUACAUUAACCAUUGCUUAGUAUGUUUUAAAAGUUUUAGACAGUGUAUGAAUGACUUUUGAUCAUUGAUUCGUAAUAGCUGGAUGAUUUUUAUCUUGAUCUUUUAUGAUAUUGUAUUUUAUUAAGAAAGUUAAUUUUGUGUACCAAGCCCGUGUUGCAUAAAAGAAUGUGACAAGAUGUUUUCACUGGGAAUGAAUCACAAAACACAUCAUCUUCAUUGUCAUAAUUUAUUACACUUGUGAUACAGUAAUAUAAACUUAUUUAAAAAUCAAAAGUGCCUGUGCACGGCUAUUGCUGAACUCUUGUUUUCUUGCCUAACACGUGUGUAUAGUCCUAGCAGUCAUUUUUUAAAUAUUUUCUGUAUAAUUAUGCAUAUGAUAUAUUUUAAUAAAAUAUUUUAUCUAUCAAGGAUAGUAA